UCCAUCGGCGGGAUAGUGCACCGUUCUCGUUCCGUUUCUCGUUGAUGUGUUCCAAACUGGCCGUCCGCCAUCAGGCUGACAGGAUGGACGCUGGACGCACGGAUCUCACGAGAUGGCUUUGAACCCCGUCCUGCACGCUACUCAAUUGUUGCGCCAGGCAUUGUUUUCGUAGGUUUUCACUCGCACCGAAGCCGGCUGUGAAACAAGACUAAUUUCGAGCGCGAGACAAUCAACGCCGCACGAACCGACGACUUCUUCGAUUACGCGCGCUAAUGAUCGACGACAGUUGAAAAUCUGUGUCGAGGUGUGCGUCUCGUAUAGCCGAAAAAACCGGCGUUGACGGUGUUUUAUCGUGCCGACUCGUUGAACUUGUGAUAAGCCGCCAAAAUUCCUUGGAUAAUGGAUAGCAAUUCCGUGUCACCGAUGCCGGAACUGGCGCCCAUUGCGGAGUUUGAUAAGACGCCCCCCACCCCUCCCGAGGAUACUCUUCCGAUGGACGACCUGCCUCCUCCGCCCACUACGGUGAACAUGCACGACGAGAAGGAAAAGGACGUCAAGGAUAAGGAGAAGGAAAAGGAGGAGGAGAGGAAGAAGGAAAAGGAGAAGGAAGCGCAUCGGCGCUACGAGGACGAAAACCAGUGGGGGUGCGGUAGUUGGUUAGAAUACACAUUAGUGAUAGUUCUGGCGAGUAUAUUGCUGCUUGGGUCGCUGGCCCUCACAUUAUUCUGGAUAAUAAAAUACCACGACGGGUUCUCAUGGAGAGAGAACCCCAAGAAGCAGUUCAAUUUACAUCCCGUUCUGAUGGUUGCAGGGUUUAUUACGUUCAGUGGAUUCUCAAUACUGCUGUACAGGAUAUGCAGAUGCUGCCGGAGGAUCUACGUGAAACUCCUCCACACGGUGUUCCACGCGCUGGCCAUCCCGUGCGUUGCCGUCGGCUUCGUGGCCGUCCUCGAUUCCCACAACCUGAACGAGCCCGCCGCCAUUCCAAACUUCUACUCUCUUCACAGCUGGAUAGGUUUCGUCACAAUGGGACUGUUCGCCAUACAGUUUGUCGUAGGAUUCUUUAGUUUCCUGGUCCUCCUGUGCUGUGAGGGUGCCACCGCUGGUUUUAGAGCUUCUCUAGUGCCAAUCCACGCGUCGUUCGGACUGACCACGUUCAUGUUAGCCAUAGCUGCCGCCGUCACAGGUUUAACAGAAAAAGCUAUAUUCUCUUUAGGAGCACGCUAUUCCACGCUAGACGACGAGUCCAUUGUAGUUAAUACGAUCGGCAUGAGCCUAAUAGCCCUCGCUAUAGUAGUAGCGUAUAUCCUUCAAAGGGACGAGUUCCGUUUCAGGGCGCAUAUUCUGAUACGUUCUGGAGAUCUCUAAUAUGUAGUACUCUAUAUUUGUUUGUAGUCCAAGCCGUCAUCAAAUAUUCUUUUGACUAAUAUUAACAGGAUGAUAUUGUUGGGAAAAUAAAAUACUGAAAGUAAUUGUUAUUCCAGAGAUACUGAAAGUAGUUAAAAGUAUACUUUUAAACCAGGAUUUCUCAAACUGUGGUACGGGAAGUUCAUUUAGUUUUUUCCCAUUUGGAAUGCUAGGUCAAGCAGAUAUUCUAGAAAGUAUUAUAAACUGGUCAAACCAAGGCAUGUAUACUUGUAUACAUAUAUUUAUACUAUUAGUUUACAUUCCCAGUUAAAAAGUUUGAGAACCUCCGCUCUAAACUAAAAUACUUAUCGUACGUAUUUUAUCUUCCCAUUUAUACGAAAAUAUUAAUCAUAAGAACAGUACGAGUUUAUAACGUGAAUGUUUUUUAAAUUUUCCAUUGUAUCUAGCUUAACUUUUUUUUUGUUUAAGUAUUUAGAUAUAUUCUUGUGUAUGCGUGUGUAUGUUAAAGUACAUCGAGGUUUGUAUAUUUUGUCUGUAAGUAGUUACGUUAAGCGUAGGUAACUAUUAUAUUGUUAUUUUUUAUAUUUGAAAUUAAACUAUUUGAAAUACUCAUAAAAUUUCAAGAUUCAUUUAAACGUUUUUUAGCUCCUUGAGCUUCUCAGUAAUAGAAGAAUUAAUUCUUUAAAAUGAUUUAUAACCUUUAUGUGAUAUAUACCCAAUUAAGUAGGCAUAAAAUGUAGAAUUUUUGCAUUCAGAAAUAAUUUUGUACUUCAAAAUUAGACUGAUUAGUCGUAAAUUGUACUCCGGUAUUGGUCUGAAGAAUUUGCAUUGUGAGCUUUACUGCAUGCGUUAUUAAAUCAAAAUUUAGUUGCAUGAAAUCGUUGCUUAACUAUACACAAUCGGCACUUUCCUUCAUACAGGGCGUUUUUGAGAAAGCAACCAUAAAUUUAGGGACUGUCGACAGAUCGUAAAAAAUAAGAGGAUUUUUUCUUAUAGAUCAUUUUUUGUUGUUUUUACGAAAAUAAGACGUCGGAAAUAUUUUUAAUGACAAUAUUGUUCUCCAAGUCCCUGAAUUUGUCGCACUUUUCCAAACACCCAGAUUGGUACAAUUAUUUACUUCAAAGCAAAGCAUCGUGCACGGAUUUUCUUAGAAAAUCAGAUAGGUUUCGUAAUUUUUAAUCAUAACGUGAUCUAACAACAUCUAACAAACCUUUUAGGGACGAAUAUUCCGACUGGAAAGAACAGGGAAUAGUGAUAAACGCCCUGGGUAUGGUGUUCGUAGCAAUUGGUAUCCUGGUAUCCUUUGCUGUCCGCA
Messenger RNA from Anoplophora glabripennis (Asian longhorned beetle), 2683 nucleotides. It is a transcript of the gene nemy, whose product is annotated as cytochrome b reductase 1. The transcript has 6 exons. The record is from RefSeq and is a predicted model, not a curated record. The coding region runs from base 400 to 1368 and encodes 322 amino acids. Gene Ontology annotation, molecular function: oxidoreductase activity. NCBI's taxonomy places the organism in Eukaryota, Metazoa, Arthropoda, Insecta, Coleoptera, Cerambycidae.